This is a messenger RNA of Argentina anserina (silverweed cinquefoil), 3102 nucleotides long. RefSeq lists its product as uncharacterized. The transcript has 5 exons. NCBI's taxonomy places the organism in Eukaryota, Viridiplantae, Streptophyta, Magnoliopsida, Rosales, Rosaceae. The record is from RefSeq and is a predicted model, not a curated record. The coding region runs from base 154 to 2664 and encodes 836 amino acids. Gene Ontology annotation, molecular function: zinc ion binding.
GGAGAAAACAAAAACUCCCCCAAGAAGAGAGAAUUCAGCGGGAGAAAAGAGAGAAUAGAAAGAAUUUGGGGCCAUGAUCUCGAGACCGGAGUUGAUCGCAGAUUCGGAGUGAAUUUUCAUUUGGAGUGAAACCAGACCCCAUCUCCUACCAAAAUGAUGCAGGAAUUGUCAACGUUUGAUGACCUGGCCGCCACUAAUGUGGAAUUCGAGCCAGAAAAGAUUGAGGAUGGGAAAGAUGGAGGUCCUUCCUUCAGUUGUGACCUUUACGACACGGAACUGGUCCACAAGAUAGCACAAGGUUUUGUUCCUGGAUUAGCUACCGCGUGCGUUGAUUACACGUCUGGUGAUAUUUUCAAGACACCUGCUUCUGUGGCGGCUGAGGUGAGAAAGGAAAUGGUGGAGGAUAUCACUCAGAGGAGCGAGAGUUUUGUUGCGGAGUCUGUUGUUUUAGAGGGUGGUGGUCAGGAUGGGCAAGCGUCUGAUCAUCCCUUUGACAUCAUUUCUGAUUUUGUUGAUGACUUUGCGAGUUCCAAGAGGAAUUUGUUUAGUCGGGUUUCAGGAUGGCUGCUCAGUGAGAAGAGAGAAGAUAAUAUUGAUGAUUUUGUUCAGGAGAUGGAAAUAAAUGGGUUUUGGUUGCUUGAUAAAAGAGAAACAAUAGCACAGAAUUUGUUAAAGAAUGUCGACCUUAAGAAUGAGCAUCACUGCAGUAUGAGAUUUCACACCCUAGAGGAGCUUGAAGCGCAUGUCCCAAACUGUAGCUAUCGGUCUACGGGUUGCAUAAAUGAAGGAUGCAAUGCCAUCUUUUGUGCAAGUCAGGUGGAUAAACAUGAUGCAGUUUGCCCCUUCAAGAUAAUUCCGUGCGAACAGAACUGCUCUGACAUGAUCAUGAGACGUGACAUGGACAGACAUUGUAUCACCGUCUGUCCAAUGAAGCUUGUUAGUUGUCCUUUCUAUGCAGUGGGUUGUCAGUCCCCGGUCCCGCAUUGUAACCUUGAGCAGCAUCGUUCAGAUGAUCUCCAUUCUCACAUGCUGCUGGUUUUACAUAGUAUUCAUAAGGAGACAUCUAUAGAAGAUUUGAAAAGAAGGCUGGAGCAACUAAAAGGCGCAUCUUCAUCCAAUAACUUGGCACGAGCUCGAGAUGUGAGAUCUCUAACCUCCGCCGUCAAGGAUCUUGAAGAAAAACUAGGAGCGAUGGAUAUUAGCAGGAAACAACAAGGGAAUUUUGAAGCAGAACAUGCGCUACAGGAAGUAAACAGUAAAGCUCCAGAGUUUGUGGAAUCAGGGACAAAACAAGUGAGCAAUAAACCUGAAGAGGACCUUAAAUUAAAAGCAGCACCAAAGGGAGUUAGCCAACAAUCGGAGUAUCUUGAAGCAAGAUCAGAGCCAAAAGAAGACAGUACAAAACCCGUGGACGAACUUGAAGCUAAACCAGUACGAGAGGAACUGAGCACUAAUCCUGCAGAAGACUUUGAAGCCAAACAAGCUCCAAAGGAAGUCAGUAGUUCACAAUCCCCUGAAAAUGUUGAAGCAAGGUUAAUGGGAGUGAGUGGUCAGGCCCCAACAGGACAUGAAGCUAAACCAGCAGGAGAGGAACUGAGCGCCAAACCUGCUGAAGAUCUUGAAGCAAAACCAGCUCCAAAGGAAGUCAGUAGUUCAAAAUUGCCUGAAAAUGUUGAAGCAAGGUUAGUGGGAGCGAGUGGUCAGGCCCGAACAGGACAUGAAGCUAAACCAGCAGGAGAGCAACUGAGCGCCAAACCUGCUGAAGACCUUGAAGCAAAACCAGCUCCAAAGGAAGUCAGUAAUUCAAAAUCCCCUGAUCAUGUUGAAGCAAGGUCAGUGGGAGUGAGUGGUCAGGCCCCAACUAAAUCAGCACCAGAAGAACUGAGCGGUAAACCUGCUGAAAAUCUUGAAGCAAAACCAGCUCCAAAGGAAAUUGGUAGUUCAAAACCCCCCGAAGAUGUUGAAGAAAGGCCAGUGGGUGUGAGCGAUAAGGCCCCGACAGGACUUGAAGCUAAACAAGAACCAAAGGAAUUGAACACUAAACCUGCAGAAGAUGUAGAAGCAAAACCAGCUACGAAGGAAGUCAAAAGUUCAAAACCCCUGAAAGAUGUCGAAGAAAGGUCAGGGGGUGUGAGCGGCAUGGCCGCCACUGGACAUGAAGCUAAACAAGCACCAAAGGAAUCAAGCACUAAACCUGGAGAAGAUGUAGAGGCAAAACCAGCUACACCGGAAGCCAUAAGUGCGAAACCCCUGAAAGAUGUUGAAGAAAAGCCAGUGGGUGUGAGCGGCAAGGUCCCCACAGGACAUGAAGCUAAACAAGCACCAAAGGAAUUGGGAGUUAAACCUGCAGAAAAUGUAGAGGCAAAACCAGCUGCGAAGGAAGUCAGAAGUUCAACACCCACUGAAGAUGCUGAAGCAGGGACAGUGGAAGCGAGUGGUAAGGUUCCAACAGGACAUGAGGAAAAAUUUGGGACAAAAGAAGUGACAAUCAAAUUGCCAGAGGAGCUCGAAACAAAACAAGGAACAAAGGAAGUGGGAAGCAAACCACCAGAGGCACUUGAAACACAACUAGGCACAAAGGAAAUGGGAAGCAAAUCAUCAGAGGAACUUGAAACACAACUAGGAACAGCGAAAGUGAGUGACGAACCUCCACAGAAUCUUUAAUCAAGUCUAGGAAGAAAAGUAAUGGCGCAGCAAAACUCAAGAAGGAUAUGAAACACAACUAGAAUAUAAGGAUGACAGCAAGGAGGAACUUGAAGCAAAACUAGGGACAAAGGAAUGUUGAGGAAGUUGAAACAUAACUUUUGCUAAAGGUAGUGACUAGUGAGUAGCAGACGAAGCUAGUGAAGAAUAUGGAAACCUCUAUCUCUGAAAAGGUUGAGAGGGAGACCUAACCAGCUCGGUAUCAUUUUUGCACAGGAAAUUUGUGAUGAGUUUUGUGUCCUGUUUUCUGUAUACAAAAGAAACUUUGUGCAAAAAUUAAAUGCAUUUCCUGAAAUUUUGUCAAUUGAAAGGGUGUUUUCCACUGGUGAGUUUCAAUAUACCCUAAUUCUUUGGUGAAUAAGCUUUGGAAUCGUGAAUGAGUUUUCUUACAUGGUGGGA